Molecule: messenger RNA, 494 nt
Organism: Cladocopium goreaui
Lineage: Eukaryota; Dinophyceae; Suessiales; Symbiodiniaceae
Source: the annotation of a GenBank genome assembly
UGGGCUCAGUCUCGCCAAGUGUGGUCUGCUCGGCAACUCAUCCCCAAAGCCAUGGUUCAAUGCGUUGGCGCAGGGUGUGUCAAAAAGGCCAGGCCCGAUGGCGUUUGGUGCUAUGGCCAUUGCCGCGGCAAAUGCGAGUGGCAAGGGUGCCAGAAUCCACAAGCACCUGGUUCCAGGUAUUGCUCCGGUACUUGUUCAAAUGAUCGGUACCUCGAGCCGAAGUGUGCCACUGUGGGAUGUGUCCGGCGCUCAACGACGACAUCGCGGUGGUGUGGCCCCUACUACUGCAAGGACUACGAGGGGAGGCCAAUGAAAGCACCACCAGAAGCAUACGGCGGGGCGUGAAUGCUACCAGGGCACACUGCCGUAGCCCGCCAACUUGCCCUUCCCGCUUGAACCGUUGUUUCUGAGAUUCUGAAUGCAUCCUGUAGAUUGGGGUCCAGGGUCAGAAAAGCACAGAGAUAGACUCAGAUAGACGCCCACGGAAAAAGUCA